UCUUUUGUGGGAAAUUAAAAAAUAAAUAAAAAUCUUACGCGCCCAUUCGCGCCUUCUUGCGCGCACUUGUCAGUGUCAAAAUGUGGACUGACCUGACAGUUUACUAUCGUAAACAUUGUGUGGAAAAAUCUAGUGAAUUCGAUGUUCUUAUUAAUUUUGGGUGUGAAAUGUUUGUAUUUCAACUAUGAACGACAUUCAGUGUCUCAUUGAUCGCCAGCUAGGCAUUUACUGCCGGCUGAAUUACGACAACGUACUGAAACGGCUCGUAGUAAACAGCGAGGAGUCGUUCUACGGGCUGCAGAGCUCGGCGCUCGCCGCUUUCGACCAGGACCCGCCGAUAUUCGCGUGCCGAUUCUCGGAGGCUCCCGGCUACGAGCACAUCCUCGCCCUCGCCAACGAAGACGGCAGAGUUGCCAUUCAGGAUACAUCUACCGUAACUUCAGCACGCAACCUAGAAGGCUUUCAAUGUCACAACAAUGCUGUCUUUGACCUGGCUUGGAGGCCGGGUUACAUGAAUUUUGUAACUGUCUCAGGCGAUCACACCGCUUGCCUCUGGGACGUCGCCGAAGGUUCUCCCAAGAGGAUCCAAGUGUUCUCCAACCACACCAGGUCAGUAAAAACUGCAGUAUUUCGACCGAACGAGCCCACCGUAUUCGCAACGGGGGCUAGGGACGGCCACAUUCUCAUUUGGGACAUACGCGCCAACAGCCAACCUUCCGUGAUUUUAAAACCGGACAACUGUUUAUUAAACUGCCACUCGAGUUUCACGCCCAAAACGCCGGGAUCUCACUCGAAACGGCCUCGCAUCGACAACCACAGAGCGAUCAGCAUAACCGGCCUGGUGUUCCAAGACGACUCGACUCUCAUAUCCUGCGGCGAAUGCGACGGCAACAUCAAAGUGUGGGACUUGAGGAAGAACUACUCGAUCUACAAGAAGGAACCUCUGCCGAAAAGGUCGAUCCCGUACUGCGGCAGCUCCACAAAGAACGGCCACACCAACUUGAUAGUCGACGACGCUAGAAUGCGGCUCUACGCCAGCUGCAUGGACAACGUCAUAUACUGCUUCAACAUAUCCACAUACGGCGCUCUUCCCGAACAGCGAUACAUCGGCCACGAGAACAGCACCUUCUACAUCAAGACAUGUCUCAGCCCCGACGGGAAUUACCUAGUCAGCGGGAGCAGCGACAAGAACGCUUACAUCUGGAACGUGAAAUACUCCGAGCCCGUGGUGAAGCUGACAGGCCAUUGGGCGGAAGUGACGUGUGCCGCGUGGGGCCGCGCUUCCGGUAUUAAACUGGUCACUUGCAGCGACGACGCGCGACACAAGAUAUGGCGCGUGGGCCGCGAGGUCAACGACCCCGAGCUCGAGAUCAAAGGCCGCGCCGAACCCGUCCCGAGGACAGACCUCGCCAGCCUCCCCAAAUGGGGCGCCGUCGAUAAAACCCCCAGUUCUCUCAAACGCAAAGUCUCGACCCCCGGCUCUUUAGCCGGCAAACGUUUGAAGACGCCCUCUUCGUCUGUCAGGAAAACGAAGCGAUGUCUCGCGGAUCUGAUGAGCGCGUCGAAAGAGGAGGAAUCGGACGUUCUAGCGAAGAGGUUGAAGCUAGACAUCCCAAAUGCGAUUGAGGAGGAGCCGAAGUUGUUGCCGGCAGGUAUUAAGCGUCAUGCUGAAGGAAGCACUGAAGCCAGCCCCGUCAAAAAGUGCAUGUUCGACGCCCCGACUUGUUCCAACGAGUGGAGUUACGUCCCACCGAAAGCGGGCACUUCCUUCAUGACGCCCACGAAGAAUUACGAGAGGAAAUCUUGCAAAAAGCUCUCCCCGAAAAGCCCGAAGCCGAUCUCGCCGAACUCUGCGCCGAAUCGGUCGCCUGUGAAAGUGUCGCCCGCUAAAGUUAGAGUAAUCAGCUUCAACACGCCGACGAAAAACUUGCCCAACUUCGUUUUGGACGGCGAAGCUCCUCACCUGAGGCUCAUGUCGCCGGUUAAGAAGAAACAGGAUACUACAGACUGGUUGACGCGGAUCGUACGCGAAAAGAAGGCGAAAAUAUCUGAUAGCGGAGCUGUAGCUGCAAAUAUUACGCCUCUCAGCCCGAAGGAAUCUUUACCUCAGCGAAGGAACUCUGUAACGGACAGAAUACCUAAAUCGGGCACCAAGAAUUGUAGUACCUUAUUAAAAUACUUUAGCGUCUCUAAUAAGUGACUAGCGUAGAUAAGAAGAAUAGUUUGUAAGAAUCACAAUAAUGGACUGAUAUAUGUUUCCAAAUUUGGCCUUGACUGGUCGAUUAUGUUUAAUGUUAUUUAUGUGAGUAUGAAAUAGAAGAAGGUUCUGCAAGCAAUCUCAUUUCUCUGCUUCCCGAUCUCUUGCUGAAAUCUCUCACUUUAGAUAAUCUCGAACAAGUUAAAUUGUAAAGGACAUGGUAAAGUUUUGUAUGAACGACUGCCCUGGCAAUAUAUAAAUACUAUACUUAGUAAUAUUUAAUGGUAAAUGGCUGAAUAUUUAUAAUUUCUAUGAAAAAAGGCUUAAAUAAAGUCACAAUCUUGAAAAUUAUGACAACUCCUACUAUGUUAUUACCUUACUACAGUUGAUAAAAGAUGUUGCCAAUUACUUACAGAGUUAUCAAUUUCGCAUUUUCUUAGAAUCUUUCUUCCCAUUUCUCUGAUUAGCUCUUCACAAAAAGUUUUUUCUGAAGCAAAAACAAAUACAAAUAAUUGUUUAUCAUCGAUCUGACAGGAAAUCUGUGAAGUUUUUUGUUUAUCCAUUUGCAAAAAUUAAAGGAUAAUUAUCAUACAGCCUUGUCUCAAGCCUGAUCAGAAUAAUAAAAUCUAUUAUUUUAGGCCUUCAGUGCUUUGUUAUAAUAAAAAUUAGGGCCAAAUAUGUCAUAGUUUGAAGGAGUUUAAAAAUAAUAUUGUUUAUUUCGAUAUAUGUACUUACACAAAUAUUGUUUGUGUACAUUUAUUGUGCAUUUAUUUUGUAAAACGAACAUUUUGCUUUUGAAACGGACAUGAAGUCAAUUUUAAUACUUUUAAAUAUUUGAUUAUUUCACGAAAGUUGUACGAGAAUAAAUAAUAUGUAAUAAUUAAUAAAAAAGUAUUGUGAAGUUACGGGCUAGUGCGAAAUAUUUAUACACGUUAAAGGCAGUUUCUUAGCCAUGUCCUUUUCAGAUGUUAAAGAAUAGAGAAAGGGUAAAAGAGAGCUGACGAGAGUCAGUUAGUCAUAAAGUUACUUGGGACUUAUUUUAUUUAAAAAUUUUAAACUUCGGACGGACAGAGCCAUUAAUUUGUGUGACUAACAAAUGCACCAAACGUUUCCUCCGUGUGUAUAAAUUUUAAUACACAAAAUAUUUAAAUUGCUGACCGAACGUAAUAGAAUUUGUUUGAUGAACAUAUAAUUCGUAUGACGUAUUUUGCUUAGUAGCAAAGAUAUUAUUUAUAUUUUACUAUAUUUGACUUGAUGAAAUGUAGCACGGAUCAAAUGAGCGGCGAAAUUGUUGUUCUAAUGUAGUUUUUUAUCAUUAUAUGGUGGAAAACCUACCAUUUUUAUUCAUAAUUAAUAAUUGUUUAAUAAUCUUAUGCCAUCAAAAUUAGAGUAAAUAAAACUUAUUACUGUAGACCAGGGCUUGUUUACCGGUUAAUUUUCCAACCUAAAUCAGUGUCAAGUACAUUAGGAGCGUUUUAUUUAGGUUUGACUCUACCUUAACCUUAAAAAACCGGUUUUCCUAAAGAGCGAAAUCAAAUAGGUUUUGAAUCAAUUUAGCGGUUUUUAAAUGGUUUCUUUUCGCUCUUUCUGGCGGCAUCGAUAAUAAAUGAAUAACUUGACUCACUAGACGCUAGCAAACGUGUCAACAAAUGCACCAAUCUCUCUGCAUUAUCAAGUUGUGACUUGAUAAGUUCAAACAAAACAAACUUCAAGCGAUGCCGACGCGUGCACGUGUCGCUCUGAAUUAAACCGGUUUAUUCAGGUUUUAGGUACCGCUUUCAUUUCGGACGCGCUCCGAACGAAACCUUUACUAAAAACCGGUAUUAACCUUUAUUUACCGGUAUUUUCGAAACCCGUUUCAAGCCCUGCUGUAGACCCUCGAUGGUUACUUAUUCACCAGCAGAACCCUACUGUCAAUGUUAUCUAAGUUCCACAAGCUUUUGGUCGCACAAACUUCGGCUACCACAGACAAAUAAACUUGCUCAGUGCACGUUUUCAUAUGCUCCUGCGCAGGUUCCAUUGUCCAUGGUUUAGUUUAAAAAGUUUGCCGAGGAGUGUGCUUGAUCCAUCGUUGCCGAACAGUUAGUCGCAUGCUUAGAUUAAAUAAAAAAGUUGAAGAUACAGUACGCUCAUACUAGCAUUAAAUAAAAUACUAGUAAACCAGUGAACCAAAUGUUCACCAAAACCUGAUUUCUCGAAAACCGAAAGUGCUACGUUACUCAAAUCCGGUUUGUAGUCUUAUCAGACUAUUCCCUAUAACUUAAAUAUUCUCUAUAUCUAUCUCUUACGCUUUGGCCGCUGAAACAGCACCACAGACAGACGGACGGACUUGUCUAAUAGAUAAGAGAAGAUGCGACUCAACUACAUAAGCAACUGUCACACACGCACACGUCUGUGUAUAAACAUUCAAUCGAGCGAGCGAGAUAGAACUGUGCCCUUAGCACGAAGCAUUAUCGAAUUCGAAUAGUUUGCGUACCGAAAUGUCAAUGUCAAAUUUUGUAUGGAAACUUGAACAGCAGCGGCACAAAGUACGUAACGAGAACUAAUAAUCAGUACACAUUUCUCAAUGACAUUUCGGACUCGCAAACGAUACGAAUUCGAUUUUAGUUCGUGCUAGGGGUACUGUACGCUUCAACGCAGCGCGAGCGAAACGGCGAGUCCGCUUCCGAGUGCGAACGGCUGAGCUGUAUUGUUGUCCUUUUCUUGAUAACAAAUUAGCGAUUACGUAAAUAAUAUUCAAGACAAACGGUGAUUUUUGAGAGAAAAAUAUGUUUUUACAGUUUUACGAAUGAAAAGUGUAGCUGAGGCAUCUCUUAUCUAUUAGACAAGUCCGUCCGUCCGUGGUGCUGUUUCAGCGGCCAAACCGUAAGAGAUAGAUAAAGAGAAUGUUUAAGUUAUAAGUUAAGAAUAGUCUGAUAAGACUACAAACCGGAUUUGAGUAACGUAGCACUUCCGGUUUUCGAGAAAUCACGAAUUUCAAACGAAACCACACAAAAUCUCCGAAGUUCUCAAUUAAUUAAAUACAUUUUUUUUUUAAUCAGGUUUUGGUGAACAUUUGUUUCACUGGUUUGCUAGUUUGUUAUAUUUUGAUGUUGAACUAUGUUUGUUCUUCAUAAAAGCAUCGAAGACUUGUUGUUUUAUCUUUAUAACGCAGAAUAUACGCAAUAUUGUUAUAUUGAGUGCACGUGCAGCGUGUUUGAAUGUCCGAUUGUGACUAAAGCGAAUUGUGGUCAUGCACCACAAUUUAGGCGGAUCUCUUUUGAGCCGCGAGUGCCGCAUCUUCCCUUUUUGUUUUAAUCUAAGGUCACAUGUGGAUUUUAUAAGAAGGUAGAGUCUGUGCGGAAAGAGAAUGGGCGUGGCGAAAAACGGAACUAACAUUAAGAUUUUUAUUUGGCAAUCAAACCCAGCAAUCUGUAAAACGUCAAAGUUUUGUAUUGAUACGGAUUUGUUUGUUGUUGUGAUUUCUUGCGGUUUUUUGUAUUUAAUCAUGACUAAAAGGGAUAAAACCUUAUAAAUACGGUAGAAAAGCACUACAGCGCGCUCCAAUCUAAAUCCCAUUCUCUUUCCGCACAGACUCUAUAUCGCCGUAGUAAUGUUAGAUACAUUUGUUCUUUCCAUGCGAAACGAGCCUGUUAGUACUUAUAAGAACUGUAGUGAUGGCUUUCAUUCUGUUUAUUAAUUUCAUAGCAACUUGUCAUUAGAUCACCCUCAAAAGCCACACUAAGGGACGUCAGUUAACUUUUAAGUUUCGUUAAGGUUCUUUGCUAUAAACUAUAGAGUAAGACAACGUGUGAUUUUAAUUUUAAUGACACUCAAUUUAUUUAAUUUCUCUGAGUGUGGCCUUGAUGUAGUCACAUUAAUUUAGAAUAAUUCUCGUAGAGUUCUGAAUAGUAGAAGUAGAGGCCCUUGUCUGAUGUGGAAUGUGAUAAUAUAUAUAAUUAAGGAAGUUAUAUGGCCUUUUUAUUACAUACAACACCCGUAUGCAUUAAGUAUUAAGUUACACUUGAGAU
Chilo suppressalis (striped riceborer) is the source of this 6207-nucleotide messenger RNA. The record is from the annotation of a GenBank genome assembly. Lineage: Eukaryota; Metazoa; Arthropoda; Insecta; Lepidoptera; Crambidae.